AUGGCCGCACUCGGCCGGCCUUUUUGCGGGCUGCCCCUGAGCGGCAGCUCGGACUUCCUGCAGCCGCCGCCGCCGCCGCCGGUCUUCCCCGGACGGGCCUUCCCGCCGGAGGCUGACGGUGCCGAGUUAUCCCCGCGGCCGGGGCUCCGCGCCGCCCCAAGCAAUCCCGGCGGGAGCGCGGCGCGAGGACGUGUUUCAGUUCAUUGUAAAAAGAAACACAAGCGAGAGGAGGAGGAUGACGAUUGUCCAGUGAGAAAGAAGAGGCUGACUGAAGCAGGCCUCUGUCCUGGUCCAAAUGACUGGAUUCUGUGUGCACAUCAAGAAGUAGAAGGUCAUGGAGUAAAUCUGUGCACUAGUGGCCUUUCUGUGUCUGGCAUGUUAGAUGUGACCUGCGAAGACAUGGAUCAGACAACCACAGAACCACAGUGUGAAAUUGCCCGAAGGCGGCUUCAGGAAAUUGAGGACAGGAUAAUUGAUGAAGAUGAAGAGGUUGAAGCCGACAGAAAUGUUAACCAUCUCCCUAGCCUUGUCCUUUCUGAUACUAUGAAAACAGGUUUGAAGAGAGAGUUUGAUGAAGUCUUUACCAAGAAAAUGAUUGAAUCCAUGAGCCGUCCUUCCAUGGAGCUUGUUCUCUGGAAACCUCUCCCUGAACUCCUUUGUGAUAAGCCAAAGCCAUCUGCUAAUGCUAAGAACUACACAGGAGCAAGCCAGGCUAAGCAUGCAGCUGUUGGCCCUGCCUUCGCACAGAGGACUGAACUGUUCUUGGAACCACAGCAAACAGGGGUGCCUCUUUAUAAUAGUCUGGAGACGGCUGCUUGCACAGAAGAAGAGAUGGAACUCUAG
Messenger RNA from Chrysochloris asiatica (Cape golden mole), 843 nucleotides. It is a transcript of the gene CCDC117, whose product is annotated as coiled-coil domain containing 117. The transcript is spliced from 5 exons. Lineage: Eukaryota; Metazoa; Chordata; Mammalia; Afrosoricida; Chrysochloridae. The record is from RefSeq and is a predicted model, not a curated record. The coding region runs from base 1 to 843 and encodes 280 amino acids.